GGCUGAUCUCCAGGUCCCUGGGAGGAAAUGGAAGAUUAAUUUUAUGGCAUGACUCCCCAUUGAAACCCCUCCCCUCCCGCUCUCCUCAGGCUCCUAAAAAAUGUCCAGGUAUUUCCCUGGCAACCCUAAAAGCCGCAGUGCGAUUCCCCAUAUAUAGGCGGCUUUCGGUUGGGUACCGGAAGUUUGAGUUUUUCUUGCCCCUAACAGCCCUCACCCUUUCGCCUAAAGUGACUCCCGGCAUGCCGUGCGCAAGGGCGGGAGACCGAGAUUAGAAACUCAGCGGUGACUGCAAGUGGAGCUUUCCUGUGUCCGGCGUCGGUUGCGUUGCUAUGGUAACGCAGUUUGUAGCCCCAGACUGGGACGGCUAGGGAAAAUACGCGCGCGUGCGCAGUCGUCAAUUUGAGGAUCCGGCUGGGCAGUCCUGUUUUAUGGUGUGGCGGCUGAGUGAGCAGAAAAAUCUUUCAACGGCGGCGGAAGAAUGUCACGAAAGAGUUCCAAAGAAACGAAAAAAGCGAACAUUUCCAGCUCCUUGGAGUCUGAAGAUAUUAGUUUGGAGACUACAGUACCGACCGAUGACAUCUCCUCCUCAGAAGAACGAGAAGGCACAGUCAAAAUUACCAGGCAGCUGAUAGAGCGGAAGGAGCUGCUUCAUAAUCUCCAGUUGCUGAAGAUAGAGCUUUCCCAGAAGAACUUGAUGUUAGACAAUCUGAAAGUGGAGUACCUGACAAAAAUUGAAGAACUAGAAGAAAGGCUUAAUGAUGCUCUCCAUGAAAAGCAGCUGCUAUCUUUGCGACUGGAUAAUCAGUUGGCAUUACAACAGGAAGAUGCUCGAAAACAUAAAGAGUUAAUGAAGCAGGAAAUGGAAACCAUCUUGUUGCGCCAGAAGCAACUGGAGGAGACUAAUCAUCAGUUAAGAGAACGGGCAGGAGAUAUUCGUCGCAACCUGCGUGACCUUGAAUUGACCGAAGAAUACUAUGCCAAACUCAAAUCCCUUCCUGAGGAAGAACUUUCACUUCCUGAAUAUGUGUCUAUCCGAUUCUAUGAAGUGGUGCAUCCCUUAAAAAAAGAACUAAGCGAGCUGCAGGUGAAAAAGGAGCUGUUGUCUGAAGAACUUAAGGAUUACAAAUCUCAGCUGAAAGACCUGACGGAGAGUUAUGAAACAGAGAGAAGAACUCGGUCAGAACUAGAUGUCAGAUGUCAACGUUUAACACUCGAACUAGCAGAUACAAAACAAAUGGUGCAUCAAGGAGACUAUAGGCAAGAGAAUUAUGAUAAAGUGAAAUGUGAACGGGAUGCAUUUGAACAUGAUUUGUCGGAACUCCGAAGAAAACAUGAAAUAUUAGAAGUGUCUCACACAGCGCUAGCUAAAGAAAGAAACGAUUUGUCAAAAGAGGUUGCAACUUUACAACAGUCUGUUACCUUGCUACAAAAGGAUAAGGAUUAUCUCAAUCGUCAAAACAUGGAGCUCAAUGUUCGUUGCGCUCAUGAAGAAGAUCGUCUUGAAAGGCUUCAGGUUCAGCUAGAAGAUGCCAAAAAGUCUAGAGAAGAAAUGUAUGAGAAAUAUGUGACAUCCAGGGACCAUUAUAAAACUGAAUAUGAAAACAAACUGCACGAUCAACUAGAGCAGAUAAGGCUAAAAACAGCACAGGAAAUAGAACAUCUUCGAACAGCAACAAAGGAAAUGUACGAACGUGAAAACAGAAAUUUGAGAGAAGCAAGAGACAAUGCUGUGACUGAAAAAGAGAGGGCAGCCGCCAGUGAAAAAGAUGCAUUUGGAAAAUAUGAGCAGCUAUUAGAACAGUAUAGGCAGCUGCAACUCAGCACCGAAAGCAAAGUGGCUGAACUUCUUCAUCAGAAUAAAUUAAAGUCCUUUGAAAGUGAGCGAGCACAGCUCGUCCAAGAGGAAACGGCCAAGAAUCUUUCGCAGUGCCAGCUGGAGUGUGAAAAGUACCAACGAAAACUGGAAGUUUUAACCAAAGAAUUUUACAGUCUUCAAGCAGCCAGCGAGAAGCAGAUUUUGGAACUUCAGUCACACAAUUCUGACUAUCAGUCGAGGCUCGGUGCAUAUGAGAAACUGGAAAAAGAGCUGGAUGAAAUAAUAAUGCAAACGGCAGAACGCUGUUGGCUCUUCACUGGUUCAGUCAGCAACACACCAACCAUCUUUUUGCAGUUUUACACCGGCAAGGAUUCAUUCCCACAGCUGGCCAAAGAACCCAGAUGGAAACAAAGCGUCCAUUUGGCAAGGCGGCUGCUGCAGCUAGAGAAGCAGAACUCCCUCCUUGCAAAAGACCUGGAGCAUCAGAAGGAACAAGUAACCCAGAUUUCACAAGAGCUGGACAGAGCAAAUUCCUUGUUGAAUCAAGUCCAGCAGCCUUAUAGAUACCUGAUUGAAUCUGUGCAGCAGAGAGACUCUCAAAUACUUUUGCAUAGAGAACACAUUACACAACUUGAGGAGGAUGUGAGCCUUUUAAAUAAAGAAAAGACAGCUUUGCUGCGUGUCAAGAAUCAAAUGGCAGCAGACUUAGAAAGACUUUUAAAUCACCGUGAGGAACUUGCUGAGAUGAAACAGAUGUUGGUUAAUCUUCAUGGUAAACCCCAUGGUAAACCCCAUGCAGACAGUUUACCUCAGAAAAAGGUUAAAAGUCAGCCAGCAAAACCUCAACCGAGUUCCUCUGUCAACUUGCCUUUGGAGCGAGAGGCGGAAAAUGUGUUUGCGCCUAAACCAACGUUAUUUACCAAUAAAGCCCCACCACAAUGGUUGAAGAAGGUGAAGCAGAAAAAAACACAAUAAACUGAAGAAGUAAAUGUUGAUUAUGAUCAUGCCAGGAACACUUUUUUUAACUACAUACUUAAACAGCAUCGAUGUGAGAUUUUGCAUUUUUGCACUAUAAUUGCUGUUAACUGUGUUGAAAAAUAAAGACACAAGUAAACCAUGU
Sphaerodactylus townsendi is the source of this 2936-nucleotide messenger RNA. It is a transcript of the gene PIBF1, whose product is annotated as progesterone immunomodulatory binding factor 1. The transcript is spliced from 19 exons. The record is from RefSeq and is a predicted model, not a curated record. Gene Ontology annotation, biological process: cilium assembly. Bases 479 to 2791 code for a protein of 770 amino acids. Lineage: Eukaryota; Metazoa; Chordata; Lepidosauria; Squamata; Sphaerodactylidae. Gene Ontology annotation, cellular component: centriolar satellite.